Molecule: messenger RNA, 669 nt
Organism: Puccinia triticina
Lineage: Eukaryota; Fungi; Basidiomycota; Pucciniomycetes; Pucciniales; Pucciniaceae
Exons: 2
Coding region: 1-669 (222 amino acids)
Source: RefSeq, a predicted model, not a curated record
AUGCCGGCCGUGCCCGAAUGGUCAAAGUUAGGCCACGCAGGCGUCAUUACCUGGAUGGUCCACCUCUCGGACUACUCGUUUGACUUGUUCAAACGAGAUUUCAUCACAAGGGUGUCGGUCGAUCGCGAACAUGUCUGCACGCAUUUGAGGAAGUUGGAGUUGGAGGGCAAUAAGAUCCAGUGGCGGUGCACGAUCCACAACAAUCUUGUUUUCGGAGUCGCCCGCAACACGGCAGUCACAUCCGAGGAAGAAUGGUUGAACUUUGUGACGGAGGUAGCUUGCAACCCCGGGAAUGAGGUCAAAGUGAAAAUCACCAUGCAGGACCCAUCAGUCCUGGAGAAGCAGGCUGCCGCGUUCACUCCAGCCCGGGUCACCGCAAACGGGAUCGUCCGCCCCCCCCGGAUGAUCCAUGAUACACCGACGCCGGCUCGGGUUGGUUCGGAUCGCGCGAAGGCGGGGGCCUCGCGGGCAACAACCAGUACACCCCAAGCGGCGCCGCCACCGAUUCAACCCCCUUCACCUCGGAUCCCAGUGCCCGCCGUGUCCUAUUGGGGGGAUCCUUGCGACGGCGAGAUGGCUCCUAUAUCCCAACCACGCGUCCCCAUAAACGCCCGGGUGGGGGUGCCCAUCCGAUCAGAAUCCCCUCAGGGGUUGCCUGACGUCAACUAG